AUGUUGUCGACUACUUUCGCCACUUUCCUUCUGGCCUCAUUGUCGUUCGUUCGUGCUGCUGAACCGGCUUGGCCGUUCGACGUGACUACUCUCUCAGCUCCUGAUGGUUCCAUUACCGCGAAAUUCGUUUCAGUUGGCGCAACCAUGACUGAGCUUUGGGUCAAGGACCGGAACGGGAAAGCAAGAGACGUUAUUUUGGGUUAUGACGACAAUACCAACUUAUUGACAGACCCCAACCAUCCUGUUUUCAUAAGUCUUCUUCACCCUUCAACGACUUCUCCGGAACUGAUGUCUGUCUAUACAAUCCUAUCUUCAGCUCCCCUUCAACUCUUCUCGUCUGGCUCGAAAGGAACCUUUUCUAUUCCUAUCACCAAAUAUGCGCAGCCCCCUGGUCCCGGUGUAUACCAAAUUCCUACCAAUGAUCAUGACGGUCAAGUAUGCAAAACCUUUCAUCUCCUUCCGUAUGAGACGGUGACUCUUCAUGGCGGUAUCCUCGGAUGGGAUCGACGGAACUGGACCAUCGUCUCACGGUCUCCGACCAGUGUAACGUACAAGCAUGUCGACCCCGCUGAUGAAGGGUUCCCCGGAAACGUUACCGCUUUCGCAACACAUUCAGUCUCCAAUGGAGGUUCCCUGAAGACCUCGGUAUUCGCCACUGCUACCGAGAAGACGCCCAUCAUGCUCACGCAGCAUAUCUAUUGGAAUCUCGAUGCCUUCCAAGAUGGUACCAACGACAUUCUGUCCCAUCACCUCCAAGUCGAUUCCUCCAAAGUCGUAGAUCUCGACGGAAACGCAAUCCCCACCGGUAAAUUCAUCUCAGCUACCGGUACUCCCUUCGACUUCCGAAAUGAACAGGAGAUCGGGGCAAGGUGGAACACUACGAAGGAUCUCUGUGGACCGGGAUGUCAGGGAUAUGACCAUUGCUGGAUUUACGACCGUAAUGUGUCUUCGAGGACGGGAACGUCGCUUUGGAGUGACAAGUCUGGGAUCAGACUUGACAUAACCUCAAACCAACCGGCUGUCCAGGUGUACACCUCUUUCUGGCUCAACACUCCUAGGAAGGUAGUCCAUGGAGGCCCGAGUAAGAAUUACACUAGUUGGUCUGCUGUAGCGAUUGAGCAAGAAGGAUAUGUUGAUGCCAUUAAUACGCCUGAGUGGGGCGUAGAUCAGAUCUAUGGACCGGACAGAGACUUUACAUGGAGUUCCACCUAUAAGUUUUCUGUGAUGCCUUGA
Marasmius oreades (fairy-ring Marasmius) is the source of this 1233-nucleotide messenger RNA. RefSeq lists its product as uncharacterized. Gene Ontology annotation, molecular function: carbohydrate binding; aldose 1-epimerase activity. Bases 1 to 1233 code for a protein of 410 amino acids. The transcript is spliced from 10 exons. The record is from RefSeq and is a predicted model, not a curated record. Gene Ontology annotation, biological process: beta-D-galactose catabolic process via UDP-galactose, Leloir pathway; glucose metabolic process. Lineage: Eukaryota; Fungi; Basidiomycota; Agaricomycetes; Agaricales; Marasmiaceae.